AUGAUUGCAGCAUUUACAGAUUUAGACCUUACACCUUUAUUUCAGAAUCUAUUGAUUUUGAAGAGAAUCCAUAUACUUAGACAGCACUAGUAAACUGAUUAAGUUAUGCUUUUGGCCAAUAUACUUGAAUUAAAAUCUCCAAUUUAUAUUAGAUAUUCAUAUGGCACAGUUAGAACAUCUAUGGAUGAGUCAACUGCUAAAUACAAUAGACAUGCAUUGAUUGAAUUUUUUGUAAAAUUUCCAAAUUUCCAAAAUUAAAAAUUCUAUAAUAAUGGUGAAUCUAACGCUGACAUCUAUGUGCCAAUAUUGACUCAAGGAAUUGUAAAAUAUAAUGAAUACCAGUUAAUCCUGAAGUUUUAAGAAUUAACACUUAAAGUAUAAUAAUUGGAAAUGGUUGCACUUAUCCAAGUGAGUGUACUUUAUUAGGAUAUCUUUUUCAAAGACAUAGAUUAGACUUUUAUGGAAGACAUGGCUUCGUUAGUGAAGAAACCUAUUAAAAAAUCUUUGAUCAAUUUUACUGAACUACAACCCCAUAAUGUCAAGCUUUAUCAAAAGAGGUUUUAGCUUAAAUACUCGGCCUUAAUAUUCCUACAACUUAAACUUAUAUAAUGUUUAUUCCAAAUGUGUGUCUUACACUCCUGA
Molecule: messenger RNA, 642 nt
Organism: Paramecium primaurelia
Lineage: Eukaryota; Ciliophora; Oligohymenophorea; Peniculida; Parameciidae
Source: the annotation of a GenBank genome assembly